This is a messenger RNA of Dufourea novaeangliae, 2331 nucleotides long. Its product is annotated as protein Star-like. Bases 403 to 1425 code for a protein of 340 amino acids. The transcript is spliced from 6 exons. NCBI's taxonomy places the organism in Eukaryota, Metazoa, Arthropoda, Insecta, Hymenoptera, Halictidae. The record is from RefSeq and is a predicted model, not a curated record.
AUUGGGGCACGAGAGAAUACACGACAGGUUGUGUCGGAAUAGUGUAUACUGAUGUGGCUAUAAAGUGUUAUGAGAAGUUAUUGGUGCAUCAAUGAAGAGAGACAUUUUAAAAGAUUCAAGGUUGUUCGGUUGAGUGGCUGCAAGGGAACGCAGGUUCUCGAACGGAUUAAGUAACGAAGACCCGUCCCCACGACGAAGCUUUCAUCGUUUACGAACGAAUUAACCCAGGUCGACGUUUGCGGAAGGAAUAAACCACGGUCUGGAGAGUGCAGUGACCGUUGACGGUACAACCGAACGCGACACAGAGGAUGUGCAAGGUCCGCUGGUGAGACAGCACCAGCUAAUGUCUUCCGGACGACACGGUCGCGUCACGACGGGCUGCGAGACAGAACCACCACGUGAAUGCCGCACUCAAACGAACCUUCGUUCCCGCCGGGCGAAUUAUUUUGGACCGGAAUGGAGCCCGUGAAAACCAAAAUGGCGGCCACGGGUAUGCCGCCGGUCACCGGUGUGCUCCAACCACCCACGGGCUCGACGCUGACAGGGUCCACGAUGUCGAGCCACAAGAAAAGCUGGUGGCGAAGAGUGGCCCCCUGCCUCGCCUUUCUCGCUGCUUUUUCCACCGCCAUGGCCUUGCUUCUCGUCUGGAGCGAAGCUGCAGCCUUGAGGAGGCAGGCGUUCGACGCGAACAUGACCAGGGACUACGUGUUGAACAGCGUCUCGAUGGACAAUCCAGAAUUGGUCGCGUACAUCAGGGAGGUCCAAUUGAAGUCCACCACCCAACAGGACCCGUUGAACGCGACACAGACCACCGAGGAGAAGUACGUGGCCGGUUUGACAGAGGGGAAACGCGAGGGUGUCUACGUGGAGUACAUUAGCAGGAUAGGAGCUGUUUCCAGCACAGGCUGGCUCGAACGGAACCUUAGCUGGCGGGGUGUUCUCGUGCUGACCGAUCCUAGAAGCUUCUUCGAGGCUCAUAGGAGCACGAGGAACUCGAAGACGAAGGUUCUACAUGCUUGUCUUAGCACCGAUAAGGAUACCAAAGAGAUUACUUAUCACCAGGAGUCUGAGGUCCAAGUUACCAAACUGGGGGAGGGUCCAAACAGUUUAGUGUCUUCAGACGAGGGUCUACCGACAACAAGAUUGAAAUGUUUCCCUUUAUACAGCGUCCUGUUGGCUUACAGCGCCACCACGUUGGACUAUCUGAGUCUGGAUAGUCCAGACGCCCAAGACGGCCAGGUGCUCGACACGAUUCCCUGGGAGACGACGAGAAUAUCCGUUGUUUCCAUACGCUGGAGUCCUCAUCACAGCGAGCUGGAGACGAAGACUCUGAUCGAUAAGAUGACUAGCAGACGAUACAAACUGAUGCACACCACAGACACCGGGAAGCUGAUCUUCAUGUACAACGCGUUGCUUAAGAUUUGAACAUUGACUCAGACUAGCUUUCAACACUGGACCGUUCUACGUCCCCUAGGACAUACAAGGAGAUCGUGACGAGAAACGAUAUUUCACCGUGAGAAUCGAGGAUCGUUCGAUCACAACGGUGUACCCCACCUUCAUCCAGCGACCAAACGAUUGCAAUUGUCACGGGUGCAAUCCCGUUUUCGUCCCUGGAAGACCACAUCCGUGCACCAUUCGAACGUAUCUUCAAUUUCCGGACGAAAUACGUUCCUCUUCCAUCCCUCCGACAAGGAUCGUAGAAUAAGUCGAGUUUAUCCGUAGAUCGCGACGAAUUUCUAGUUUCGCCCGUUUACAAUUUCCACUUUUUGUCGAGAGGUAAUCGACGAUAUCAGUUUGUUCUUUUUUUUUUAAGUUCCCCGUCGGCGCCGAUUUAACGGACACGUGACAAAAGGACUGAGAUCUGUUUCUCACGCGUAACAAAGGCGCCCGUAUGUAUUUAGUCUCCCCGCGGACCGGAAGUUCCGACGCGUGUGUCGGAUCGAUCUCGAAUCUCGCUUUCUUUCCCGCGUUAGGGCUCGCGCACGCCUUACGGAAGUGAACCAAAAAAGAAAACAAGAAAGGGAAACCGAAUAAAAAGGAUGUGGAGAGAGAUGAUCGUGGGAGAAACGCGAGAAGUGGUGUUUAGUUUCGUACUUCGUAUUUUAGCCUAGGUUCCGUUUUAAUGUAGUAGCGGUUAAGCCAGCGUAGACACCCGGGACGUUUUUUUUUUUACGAACGAUGUAGAUUUCUUUUAUUUUUGAUUUUUUUUUUGUCAACAAGCGACAGCCAUGCGGUUCGACGUACCCUUCCCCCUCCCCCGAACCGUUAAGAUACUCUCUGUCGUGAAACCGAGCUGUCGCAGUGAUAAUGAGUUACUCUGAUUACCUACAC